GAGAUGGGUGUGUGUAUGUUAGGGGUUGUACACAGUGGGAGGAGAUAAAUUAGAGGGUGUGGCGUUUUGCAUAUAACCCCCUGUUUGUCUGCCCAGCCCUCACUCCUUCGCUUCACUUGCUUUCCCUUAUUCCUUGUUGUGAACUCCACAGAAUCCAAGUCAACAUGUCUGCUUCAGACCUUCAGAAGUCAAUGGCAACGCUUAUUGCAGUUUUUUAUAAAUACUCUGGAAAGGAAGGAGACAAAAAAAACCUGUCCAAAGGAGAGCUUAAGGAGUUGCUUACUAAAGAGAUGGGUGACAUAUUGGGGAAAUCCUCUAACCAGGCUGAACUCGACAAGAUCUUUCAGGAUCUGGAUGCCAAUAAAGAUGGAUGUGUGGACUUCCAGGAGUAUGUCACCCUGUGUGCUUGCAUCACCAUGCUGUGCAAUGAAUUUUUCCAAAAAUAGUGACUCAUUAAUCUUUAACCUUUUACUUAUUAACAAAAGGUUAUGUAUGUGAUAAAAAUAAAAUGUUGUUUUGAAAACAAA
Paramisgurnus dabryanus is the source of this 527-nucleotide messenger RNA. RefSeq names its product ictacalcin-like. Lineage: Eukaryota; Metazoa; Chordata; Actinopteri; Cypriniformes; Cobitidae. Gene Ontology annotation, molecular function: calcium-dependent protein binding; calcium ion binding; transition metal ion binding. The record is from RefSeq and is a predicted model, not a curated record. Gene Ontology annotation, cellular component: cytoplasm.